Molecule: messenger RNA, 1702 nt
Organism: Verticillium dahliae VdLs.17
Lineage: Eukaryota; Fungi; Ascomycota; Sordariomycetes; Glomerellales; Plectosphaerellaceae
Exons: 2
Coding region: 1-1065 (354 amino acids)
Source: RefSeq, a predicted model, not a curated record
AUGGCGAACAUCAACCAAAACCACAGUGAUCGCUCCCGCGAUGCUGAUGACUUCAUCCUAUGGACUGCAUCUGGAGUGGCCCUCGGUAUGCAAGCCUCAGACAUUACCAGUGGACCGAUGGUCGUGGGUUCUUCAAACGGUGAACCAAGUUCGUUCGAUGUUACGUUGAUCUCACAGACCCUUGGAAUGGACACAGAGGAUAUGACCAGUGGAGCAACUCCGUUGCAAUUUGCCUUGGAAACCCAGAAUACCACACAAGAACAAGCCAGUGCUGAGGACCGAUCAUGCCCGUUGGAUGCUGAGAUGACAAACGGGCAAUUUUCCGAACGUUUCGAGAUAGAAAUCGAGGAUACGUACGGGAUAUUCCAACCCGUGGGCGCAGUUCACACCGCAUCAAAACACACUGCCAUAGCAGCGGACCUGACCAGGCUGUACGAUAUCGACAGCCUUGAGCUGCCGCCGCCUAAGCAAGGGAGGGGAUACAUGACCGGAUUUGGGCUCCUGUCCGCGCAGCGAUACUUUCCGACCACAGUCCGCAUACUUCACUUCGGAAUCCCUGAAAUACCUAUCCAAGCUGUUGCUAUGACAGAAGUUCGUCCCGCUUGGUUUUCGGAAAGGCACAUUUACAUUGUCAUCGGCAGCUCUCUCCGGAAAAUGCUACUCAAAGCCCGUGAUGCUGUGCCCAGACCAUCUCUGCCUCCUCUGCAACAGGCCGAGUCGGCUCAUCGCCUCAUCUCCACACACCCUCGCGUUUUUAGGGAGACCGCUAAUGGCUCUGGACCCCUUGUAUCACAAAGCGCACUUCGACCCCCUUCUCGUGUUGCUGCAGGUGUUUCAUCUGGUUCGAGGACAGGGCUUCAAAGGACUACCCCUGGACGUCGUUCGCCAAAGCUGCAGUCACCUCCUCAUCUCGUUCUCCCAUCCGACAUCAGCAGUAUGUCGGACAAGUUCCCAGCUAUCCCAGACGCUGGGGCUAUCAUAGCACAAUCAUCAACCAUCGAGGAGUCCAUCAUUCUCAACAGACUAGCCUCCGAUGCUCAUGAUCUUAAUGACGAUCAGGAAUGAUGUUUCAAUUCGAUGGGCCAGUUUCAGUUAUGAGUGUUCUACUUUACCAGAGUAUGGCAGUUUGGCAAGAUAAGCCUUUAUCACCAGGAUCUUCAGGCUUAACAUCAGUAUUUUUCCUUUAGAUAGGGAUGUCGCCCUUUUCGCGGAUUAUCUCUUCCCUAUAUCUCUUUCCUAGUGUGAAUCUGCUUUAUGAAUGACGUUACAUUAUCCAUUUUCUUGUUACCAGAUUUGAGACUGUGGCUCCGAUAUCACAAAGAAAAGGCAUGUACAAAAUCUUGGAUAAAGAAAAGACAGGGUGCAUCUGCACGAAAAAAAGGCAGCUGGCAACAGACCUCAGGCUUUGGUCAUGGGAGGGCUUAUCUUUAGUUUCAGUUCGAAGAGCCUGUCAAAAGACGUUUUCUGUUGUAGGCAAUAUGCGGUAACCCAUCUAAUCAUGAUAUAGAGUCAUUUGGUUCAGUCACUAGUCAAAUUCAUUGGAACACAACCUCGGAUGUUGUUGGGGUUUCAUGGGAGGCGAAGUACUUUUCCUUGGAUUGGUUACGAGCGUCUUUAAGUUAUUUUCGAUGCGACUGGAUUUUUUUUUUUUGGAAUAGUUGGCGUCAAGAGAACUAUGCUAAUCUGAAAUAAAGCAGCUGUA